AUGCUGAGAAAGACCAAUCCAACAAUCACUCCAAUAGCUGCAAUACCUCCAGUGCCAACACCGCCACUGCGCGAUGAACCGGAAGACAAAGUGUUGUUUCCAUUGCUUGAAGGUGGUCCGGUUGGUUUAGCGGUUGGUUUCUCUUUAGGAACAACGGGUAAUGGAGUUGGCGGAGGAGCUAAAGUAGUAGGAUCUGUGGGAAGUGAAGCCGGAGGAGGACCAGUGGUGGUUGAAGUAGGAGGAGGAGGAGAUGUGGUUGUUGGAGUUGACGGAGAAGGUUUAGGCGGUGAAGGUGUAUCUGCCGGCGGUGAAGGUGUGUCUGAUGGCGGUGAAGGUGUAUCUGAAGGAGGAGAUUUAGGCGGAGUAGAAGCCGGAGGAGAGGGAGGAGAUUCAGAAGGCGUAGGAGGAGACGGUGGUGUUGUCGCUGGAGUGUUAGUAGGUGGAGGAGGAGAAGAGACAACCACUGGAGGUGGAGGGGAAGAAGUGACGGUGGGAGGAGGUGAGGAGACGACGGGUGGGGACGGUGGCGGAGAAGAAGACGGUGGAGGUGAUGAUAUAACCGGCGGCGGUGGUGAUGAUGGUGUUACCGGAGGCGGUGAUUGCGGCGGAGAUGGAGGUGGAGUGGACGGAGGGGGAGCAGAUGGAGUUGUGGGAGGAGGAGUUGACGGAGGAGGUGCGGUGGUUGAAGAAUUUGACGGCGACGGUGGCGUUAAAAUCGGCAACGGAGGAACCAAACUCAUUCUUUUACCGAUAUGA
Molecule: messenger RNA, 756 nt
Organism: Microthlaspi erraticum
Lineage: Eukaryota; Viridiplantae; Streptophyta; Magnoliopsida; Brassicales; Brassicaceae
Source: the annotation of a GenBank genome assembly